AUGACGAGCGUUGAUGGGUGGCCAGUCCGACGUUAUGAUGCCAGAUUCGGCGUGAAGGCGGAUAUUGAAUCUAUUCUGGCGAAACCGACCUGGUCUGUCCGGUCUCUACUUCCCGACUCCGCCAAAGAAUCCUCCCCGUCCGUCACGCCAGAGCAGCUCCACCACCUCCUCCGUCUCUCUGCUCUACCCUUCCCCGCCAGCCAAGAAGAAGAAAUUUUCAUGCUCAAGACCCUCGAAUCGCAAAUCCAUUUCGUGAAGGAAAUUCAGCGCGCGGAUGCUACGGGUGUGGUGCCUUUACAGAGUAUCCGCGACGAAAGCCCGGAGGCGAUAAAAGAGAACACCAUUGGAUUGGACAAAUUGAAGGAAGCGCUCUCGACAGAACGGGUCUUUGGUCGUAGGAAGAAGAUACAACGCAUGAGGACCGAAAGAAGUGAACGUCCGGAUGGGAAUGCUUGGGAUGGAAACGCGCUUGGUUAUGCGUCCAAGACCAAAGGCCGUUUCUUUGUCGACUUCAAAGAAAAACAUGGCAGCAAAUUCGGGCUGGGGCCUUCAGACGACGAUGCUCAAGCCCCGGCGACCGACCGCGGCCAGGAUCUGACAACCAUCUUGGACCGAUCCCAACGUGGGGAUUUGACAAUACUAGUCGCUUUAAUCGCCAAGGACAUGCGAAACGGGAUUGAGCGGAAUUUCCAGACACAAGGGCCAAACAGCAGAGGUCCUCCAACCGAUCAAUCAGCGCAAGGGGCAGGCAACCAAAAAACCACUCCCAGUUCCGCAUCCCCACCUGCCGAUGAGCCAAAAUAUGGCGAUGAGAGACCAUGGUUUGCUGAAUCUAGCAGCAACGAAAACAAAGAGGCUGCAUCCAGCGCGCUUUCGUUCUUCGACGAUUGGAGGGACUCGCUGCUUCUUCGGGUAGGAGAAGUGGUCAACCAAGAUUAUGAAGGUUCGGAAGAAGAGGGCGGUUCAGACUCUCAAGAUCUUGAGUCGGAUGUGCCAGUUGAGAUAAACGAGCGCUCUUUAGAUAAAUUACGCAAAAUAUAUCCUCCUACGGAUACUCCACUUGUCGACCUUCCCAAGGCCAAGAAACUUCUGAUUCUUCAUUCACUUCUGCUGCUGGUGCUUAGUCUUGAGCACUACAACGGUUUAUCCCGGGUCCUGAUGCUACGCGUUGCGUCCAGCUUAGGCUUGGAUGUGAAACUUCUAAACGACAAUGAAACCAAAGUUGCACGAGGCCUCCUAGACAUGGCAUUGAAACAACCUUCGAACGCAGAAUCCGAAGAACAAGCCAAGAAGAACGAUGUGGCACGGAAGGUGAAGGUGGGAAUAGCCUCUGUUGCUGGUGCUGUUCUAAUUGGUGUCACUGGCGGGCUUGCUGCGCCGCUUGUGGCGGCUGGUUUGGGUACUGUUAUGGGAGGUUUGGGGCUUGGUGCUACUGCCGUUGCAGGAUACCUUGGUGCGCUUGCUGGUAGUGGAGUUAUUGUCGGCGGUCUUUUCGGUGCAUAUGGAGGUCGGAUGACUGGGCGUAUGAUGGACAAAUACGCACGCGAAGUGGAAGACUUUGCCUUCAUUCCUCUUCGCGGUCCUCGACGGAGGUCUGAAAACGAAAAAGAAGCUGCCCAGGAAGAUCACCGCCUUCGAGUUACUAUCGGUAUCACCGGUUGGGCAGAGGAUGCAGCUGAUCUUGUUGUCCCGUGGCGAGUUGUCGGCUCUGAGUCGGAGGUGUUUGCUCUCCGUUGGGAAUUGGAGUCUUUGCUCAAGCUUGGCAAUGCCAUGAGUGCAUUGGUUACCAGUGCUGCAUGGACCUUUGCCGGUCGCGAAGUUCUAUCCAAGACGAUCUUCGCGUCGAUCAUGAGCGCUGUUAUGCUGCCAAUGGGUCUUGCUAAGGUCGCGAGCGUGGCUGACAACCCUUUCAGUGUGGCCAAGGCACGAUCAGACAAAGCCGGUGUGGUCCUUGCGGAUGCAUUGAUCAACAAAGUGCAGGGUGAGCGACCGGUCAAUCUGAUCGGAUACUCGUUGGGUUCUCGGGUGAUCUUCUCCUGUCUUCAGACGCUGGCGAAAAGACGCGCGUAUGGUCUUGUGGAGUCAGUCAUUCUCAUGGGAUCACCAACACCAUCCAACACUGAACACUGGCGUCGAAUGCGCAGCGUUGUUAGCGGAAGGCUAGUCAAUGUGUACUCCGAAAACGACGGCGUGCUUGCUCUGCUCUAUCGGACCAGCAGUCUCCAGUUCGGUGUGGCAGGUCUUCAGCCUGUCGAGGGCCUCCCGGGAGUUGAGAACUUGGAUGCGAGCUCAGUGAUCAACGGCCAUUUGCGUUAUCAAUACCUCCUCGGAAGACUUUUGAACGUCGUUGGGUUGCAAGGCAUAGACUUCUACGAGGCAUCCCGAGGAGAGGCAGCAUUGGCAGCCCAGGACCAAUGGGAAGAAGAGCAGCGCCGUAAGAAUAAGCGUGAAGUGGAGGCUGAGGCUGGGGAUAAGUCGGCAAAGGAGAUCCUGGAAAGUGGUGAGGGCAUGGGUAGUGAACAGGAGCGGCUACGGAAGCAGGUGGACCAGAAGACGCAGGAACAUUUGCUUCCCCGCAAGAUGGAACAGGCUAGUAUUAGAUUCGCAUAUGUAGUCUAGACAUAAAGGUGUUUACAUUGUUCACAGCAUACUUUACUGUGUAUAGGCGGC
Messenger RNA from Aspergillus ruber CBS 135680, 2670 nucleotides. Its product is annotated as DUF726 domain protein. Lineage: Eukaryota; Fungi; Ascomycota; Eurotiomycetes; Eurotiales; Aspergillaceae. The record is from RefSeq and is a predicted model, not a curated record. The coding region runs from base 1 to 2619 and encodes 872 amino acids. The transcript is spliced from 4 exons.